UGUGUGUGUGUGUGUGUGUGUGUGUGUGUGUGUGUGUCUGUAGAUCCUAUGUCGAAGUUAGAGGACAGCUUCAGAAAGCUGGUCCUCCUCUUCUGUGAGUUCCAGGUGUCGAAUUCAGGCCAUCUUGUGAGCAAGAACCUCUCUCUCUCUCUGGGUAUUGUUUGUCUUCUGCCCAAUCAGUCAUUCACUAUGACUUUCUCUGUAUAUCAUAUGUUUGUAGUUCUGAAAAGAACAUUUCUAAUCUUCCCACUCAAUUAGAAACCUUCUGGAUAAAGUUUUUAUGCUCGGUCAUUUUCAGACCCCCUAGAUGAUCUGCCAGGCUCUCAAAUGUCCACAGCAGCCCAUCAUCAACCAUGACCGUAAUGGUACAGCAUGGCAUCAUGGGAACCCCUCAGAAAUAAUGCUCGGGUAUUAAAACUAUUCUGAGAUAAACUAGUAAAAUGUGACUCUUACCUUCUCAGAACGCUCUGACCUACAUUUUGGAGCCUGCUGUUUACUUUCCUUUAUUCCAGAGGCUGGACUUGGCAGGGACUCAGUGCACCAGACUCCACUUGUGCUUACCAUGGGUAUUGCAGUGGAGAGAAUUGCCUGCCUUAAGUGUUUUACAGAUAAUAAUCAAGUUGCUUUCAAGAUGUACUUGGGAACUACACCGAGCGUGACCUGCCACAAUUCAAGCAGAAAUGAAUUUUCCCUGAUUCUACACAAGAAUCCUCUGGCGGAGUUCAUAGAAGAGCUGCCUGCUGGGCGAUCUGCACUGUGCUACUGCAACUUACUCUGUGGGAUCAUCCGAGGAGCCCUGGAGAUGGUUCAUUUAGCGGCUGAUGUUACAUUCUUGCAAGACAGACUAAAAGGCGACAGUGUGACAGAAAUUGGAAUAACAUUUCUGAAAAAGGUGGAUGAUAAAAAAUAUAGACGGAAAAAAUGAAGACUAGCAUGCAGAGAGCCACCCACUGGCUGGCUGUCCAGUGAGCAUUAGCUAAACACACACCCCCAGAAGUUCUGUAGUGUCUGGUGGCACGGGCUUUGGCAGGCUUAUAAAUCUUGCUGUGUGUCACACAAUUUUAGCAAUUUCAGAUACAAGUAACUUCUUAUAAAACAGUAAGCAUGAAUUCCACUCACAUAUUCAAUCCCUCCUCAUCCAGUCUAUCCAUUCAGUUACCUGUGACAAUAGGAAAAGAAGAAGAAGCAUCACCUAUACAAGCUGUUAGGGCCUUGGCUCUUUUCAAU
This is a messenger RNA of Rattus rattus (black rat), 1227 nucleotides long. It is a transcript of the gene Trappc3l, whose product is annotated as trafficking protein particle complex 3 like. Gene Ontology annotation, biological process: endoplasmic reticulum to Golgi vesicle-mediated transport; intra-Golgi vesicle-mediated transport. The coding region runs from base 563 to 925 and encodes 120 amino acids. The record is from RefSeq and is a predicted model, not a curated record. The transcript has 3 exons. Lineage: Eukaryota; Metazoa; Chordata; Mammalia; Rodentia; Muridae. Gene Ontology annotation, cellular component: TRAPP complex; cytosol; cis-Golgi network membrane.